AUGGAAGAUUUUAAUGAUGAUGACAUCAGUAUUUUUGUAGGAAAGUUUGAGAAAGAAAACUAGAAUUCUACUCUAGACUCAAUCAUCAACUAAAAAUAAUCCUAAGGCUCAAACUGUAAUAAUAUAUUGAAAAAUUUAGAAAUAAUUAUCUUACAAUAAGCAAUUAGAACAAAAGAAGAAUUAAACAAGGAAAUUAUCCCAAUAUUAAGUAUUAAUUGAUAUCAUAAAAGAAUAUCUUUAGAAAAAAAAUCUGCAAUAUGGAGAUUUAGAAAAAUAAAAUUAACAACUAAUAAUACUUUAAGAAUAAUCUAAAUAAGAUAUCGCACAAUUAUAAGUAAAUUAUGAUAAUCUAUAAUAGGAUUAAAUUUAAGAAAAGAAUUAGAAAAAUGAUGAAUUAAUGGACUAAAUUUCAUAGUUAGAAGAUGAGAUGGAAAAAAUGAGAAUUCAAUAUAGAUAUUUAGAAUCCCAACAGCAGAAUAAACUCUUAUAAAACUAAGUAAUUUCGUAUUUAGAAUUAGUAAUUUCAAGGGGAAAGUUAAUGGUUUUAGCAAACUUAAAUUAUCACUAUUCAACAAUAAUUGUAAGAUAAAGAGGAUUUAUUAAAAAAAACUGAAAAAGACCUUGAAGAAAUGGAAAAAUCUAAAAAGAAAUUGGAUUAGUAAAAUAAGGACAUUCAAAAUUAAUUAGACUUGAUGAAUUAAAGAAAUAAGAGUAUAUAUUAAAAAGAUUUAUUUAGAUUUGAUGAAAGAGUUAGAAAGGUAUAAACCAGAAGUAACAGAGAAUUAAAAAAAAUAAACAAUGACUAGAAAUAAAACACUUGGAGCAUUUAAUACAAGAGAAAUUAUUUAAAAAUAAAGAUUAUAAAAUGAUUUAACAAGUUAAAAGAAAUUAGAACAAAUUAAGACAUAAGAAAUAGAUAAUGCUAAUAAUUCAGAUAAUUAAGAGGAAAUUGAUACUUAAUCAAAGACAACUUUAAAAUAGGAUAGCGAAUAAGCUUAAACUUCUGUAAUAAAUUCUUAGAUAAUAAUGGAGAAAGAACAAAAAAUAGUUGAACUAGAAAAAAUAAAAAUUGAACUGGAAUAGAAAAUAAUCGAACUGGAAUAUGAAAUUAAUGGAAUUAAAUCCAAUAAUAAAAAAGUUACAUUCCAAAUUAGUAAAUUAGAGAAAGCAGUUGCUUUUGAAAAAGAAUGUAUAAAUAUCUAUAAAUAUAAUAAGAAAAUGCAAGGUUAUAAGAAGAAAAGGCAACGAUUGAAUAGGAUUUAAGAGCUGAGAUAGAAAAGAAGUUAAAAGAAAAUAUUGGAUUAGUAAAAUUUAUAAUUAUUCAUAGAAAAGAAUGUCAGUAAAAAUUAAUUAAAAUGACAUUGGAGCUGGUCUUCUGAAUGCAGAUGAAUCAAAUUUAAAAGAAAAAAAUCUUUAAUUGUCAAGAGGUAAUUCCAAGCAAAUAUAUAGAUCAAUUUAGAUUUACAACAAACAAAACAAUAAAAUGAAAUCAUUAGUGAGACAUAUGAAAAGCAAAUUAGUUAAUAUAAAACUUAAAUUGAAAUAUAUGCAAAGAAUAAUUUAGAAAUGGAAAAUUAAGUUAAAGAUUUAUCAAAACGCUUGUAAUUGGCACUGGAAGAAAAGGAUAACUAAAAAAUUUAAAUAGAAAAAUUAGCUGAUAGCAAAAAUUUGGAUGGAGAAUCUACUUUGAAAGAAUGUAGAACAAAAUUAAGAAAAUAUGAGAGUCUGUUGUAAAAAGCUAAAGCAGAAAUAGAAAUAAAAGAUAUCUAAAUACAAGAAUAACAUUCUAAUUAAUUAAUAGAAAUCAUCAACAUUAUAGAAAGUUAUAAUAAAGAGAAUCUUUAGAUUAAUUAAUAAUUAUAAUAAUAAAUUUAGUUAGUUGAAGAAUUGAAAUCGUAAAAAGGGAUUAAAAAUGAAAAUAUUGAUUAAGAGAAAAUUAAAUAAUUAGAAGAUUAAAUUGAGAAAUAGAAAAUGACAAUAUUGAAAUAUAAAAAAUAAAUCGAAUAACUUUAAUUGAAGGCAAAGUAAGAAUAUUUAGUAAUUAGUAAUUCAAAAGUUGAAUCUGAGUAGCCUAACCAAAUGUAGAAUAUUAGUAAAGAGGCCGAAUCAAAAUAAAAGGAUGAACAAUAAUAAAUUAUUGAUACCCUAAAUGGUCAAAUCUAAUAAUUAACUUUAAAAACACAAUUUUCAGAAUAAAAUUAGUUAUAAAAUGAAACAAAAUUAAAAGAGAUGCAAUAAUAAAUUUUGGAGAAGGAUGAAUCAAUAAAAUAUUAUGAAAAAUCAAAUAGUUUAUUAUAAACUUUAAUAAUUGAAAAUAAAAAUCAAAUUGAUUAAAUUUAAGAAAAAUUAAAGGAGGAGGAAUAAAUUAAAAAAGAGAAAGAAUAAAUGAUUCUAAGUUUGAAAGAUUAAUUAUUAAAUUAGGAAAAAGAAAUUGAAAAUUAUUAAUAAAAAUUAAUCAACUAUUCUUAAUAAAGUUUGGAAUUAGAAUAGACCAAAAAAAAAAAUUUUGAAAGUGAUUUUGAAUUUAAUCAGUAAAAAGAGAGCCUAAUUAAUUUAAAUAAUGAAAAACAACGAUUACAAUAAUAAAUCUCUGAAUUGAUCGAAAAAAAUAAUGAUUAAGAAUCCUUAAUUUCUGAUCUUUAGACUAAAAAUACUAAAUUAGAAUAACAAAAGUCUUCAUUAGAAGAAGAAGCUUUGGUUUAGUAAUCAAAAAUUCGGGUAUAGGAUUCACGAUUAACUUAACUAUCAUAAGAAAUUAUCUUGCAUGAAUAACAAGUGGCUGAGCUAAAUAAACAAAUAGAUAUUUUUAGAGUAGAAAAUAAUACAAAUAAAUAAAUUAUAUCUCAAUGUCAAGAUAAAAUAUAAGAAGAAUAAAAAAAUAAUUUUAAUUUGUAAAAAGAAAAUAAAGAUUUAUAAAUAUAAAACGAAGAAUUAAAAAAACUUAUUUAAAUAAAAAUUAGUGAAUCACAAGAAUCUUAAUAUAAUUUAUAAAACAUAACAAGAGAUCAUGAAUAACUAAAAGAAUAACUAGUAGUAAAUUAAUAAAAUAAUUUAGAUUUAGAAAAAAAAAUAAAUUAGUUAAAUAAUAUAAAUGAAAGUGAAUUAAACAAAUUGAAUAUACAUAUUUUAAAAGAAUAAGAAUAAAAUAAAUAGUAAUAAAUACUUUUAGAACAUGAAAUAAAAAAGUUACAAUUUUAAUUAAAGGAAAUUUAGGAUUAAAAGAAUGAAUAAAUGCUUAAUAUCGAAACAUUACAAAUAUAAGAAAAUAGAUUAAUUCAAGAUUUGUAGUAAGAAAAAUAAAAUAAUGAAAAUAAUCAAAAUGUAUUUAAAAAAAAAGAAGAAGAAGAUAGAUAUUUAAUAUAAAAUUAAAAAUUAAUAAAUGAUGAGUUAAAAAAUGAAAUAGAGUUAAAAAAGAAUUAAAUGGAAUAGUUACAAAAUAGUUUAAAUUAAGAAAUUGAUAAUAUGAAAUAAAACAACUAAUAACUUAUGAAAGAGAAAGAGGUGAUAAUAGAAGAAUUUUAAGCAAAAGUAGGGAAAAUGAAUUAGGAAAUAUAAGAUGAAAAGUUACAAAAUAAAUAGUUAUAAUAAUAAAAUGAGAAAUUAUCUAAUGAAUUUAAAGAUAAAGAAACUAAGAUGAUCUAAGAAAUUGAACAUGAAAAAUCUUAAAAUCUAUAAUUAUAAUAAUAAAAUGAGAAAUUAUCUAAUGAAUUUAAAGAUAAAGAAACUAAGAUGAUCUAAGAAAUUGAACAUGAAAAAUCUUAAAAUCUAUAAUUAUAAUAAUAAAAUGAGAAAUUAUCUAAUGAAUUUAAAGAUAAAGAAACUAAGAUGAUCUAAGAAAUUGAACAUGAAAAAUCUUAAAAUCUAUAAUUAUAAUAAUAAAAUGAGAAAUUAUCUAAUGAAUUUAAAGAUAAAGAAACUAAGAUGAUCUAAGAAAUUGAACAUGAAAAAUCUUAAAAUCUAUAAUUAUAAUAAUAAAAUGAGAAAUUAUCUAAUGAAUUUAAAGAUAAAGAAACUAAGAUGAUCUAAGAAAUUGAACAUGAAAAAUCUUAAAAUCUAUAAUUAUAAUAAUAAAAUGAGAAAUUAUCUAAUGAAUUUAAAGAUAAAGAAACUAAGAUGAUCUAAGAAAUUGAACAUGAAAAAUCUUAAAAUCUAUAAUUAUAAUAAUAAAAUGAGAAAUUAUCUAAUGAAUUUAAAGAUAAAGAAACUAAGAUGAUCUAAGAAAUUGAACAUGAAAAAUCUUAAAAUCUAUAAUUAUAAUAAUAAAAUGAGAAAUUAUCUAAUGAAUUUAAAGAUAAAGAAACUAAGAUGAUCUAAGAAAUUGAACAUGAAAAAUCUUAAAAUCUAUAAUUAUAAUAAUAAAAUGAGAAAUUAUCUAAUGAAUUUAAAGAUAAAGAAACUAAGAUGAUCUAAGAAAUUGAACAUGAAAAAUCUUAAAAUCUAUAAUUAUAAUAAUAAAAUGAGAAAUUAUCUAAUGAAUUUAAAGAUAAAGAAACUAAGAUGAUCUAAGAAAUUGAACAUGAAAAAUCUUAAAAUCUAUAAUUAUAAUAAUAAAAUGAGAAAUUAUCUAAUGAAUUUAAAGAUAAAGAAACUAAGAUGAUCUAAGAAAUUGAACAUGAAAAAUCUUAAAAUCUAUAAUUAUAAUAAUAAAAUGAGAAAUUAUCUAAUGAAUUUAAAGAUAAAGAAACUAAGAUGAUCUAAGAAAUUGAACAUGAAAAAUCUUAAAAUCUAUAAUUAUAAUAAUAAAAUGAGAAAUUAUCUAAUGAAUUUAAAGAUAAAGAAACUAAGAUGAUCUAAGAAAUUGAACAUGAAAAAUCUUAAAAUCUAUAAUUAUAAUAAUAAAAUGAGAAAUUAUCUAAUGAAUUUAAAGAUAAAGAAACUAAGAUGAUCUAAGAAAUUGAACAUGAAAAAUCUUAAAAUCUAUAAUUAUAAUAAUAAAAUGAGAAAUUAUCUAAUGAAUUUAAAGAUAAAGAAACUAAGAUGAUCUAAGAAAUUGAACAUGAAAAAUCUUAAAAUCUAUAAUUAUAAUAAUAAAAUGAGAAAUUAUCUAAUGAAUUUAAAGAUAAAGAAACUAAGAUGAUCUAAGAAAUUGAACAUGAAAAAUCUUAAAAUCUAUAAUUAUAAUAAUAAAAUGAGAAAUUAUCUAAUGAAUUUAAAGAUAAAGAAACUAAGAUGAUCUAAGAAAUUGAACAUGAAAAAUCUUAAAAUCUAUAAUUAUAAUAAUAAAAUGAGAAAUUAUCUAAUGAAUUUAAAGAUAAAGAAACUAAGAUGAUCUAAGAAAUUGAACAUGAAAAAUCUUAAAAUCUAUAAUUAUAAUAAUAAAAUGAGAAAUUAUCUAAUGAAUUUAAAGAUAAAGAAACUAAGAUGAUCUAAGAAAUUGAACAUGAAAAAUCUUAAAAUCUAUAAUUAUAAUAAUAAAAUGAGAAAUUAUCUAAUGAAUUUAAAGAUAAAGAAACUAAGAUGAUCUAAGAAAUUGAACAUGAAAAAUCUUAAAAUCUAUAAUUAUAAUAAUAAAAUGAGAAAUUAUCUAAUGAAUUUAAAGAUAAAGAAACUAAAAUGAUCUAAGAAAUUGAACAUGAAAAAUCUUAAAAUCUAUAAUUAAAAUAAUAAAAUGAGAAAUUAUCUAAUGAAUUUAAAGAUAAAGAAACUAAGAUGAUAUAAGAAAUCGAACAUGAAAAAUCUUAAAAUUAAUAACUAAUAUAAAGUAAGGAUAUGGAAGGAAAUGAAUUAUUACAAAAAUAUUCACAGCUAAACCAAGAUCUUAUUAAUUUGAAAUCUACUAAUUAACAAUAAUAACAAUAACAUGAUGUUAAAAUAAAUGAAUUAUAAUAAUAGUUGGAUUAAUUAACUCAGGAAAUAGCUAGUUUGAAAUAGUUAAAUAUUCAAAAAGAAGAUUAACUUUUAUAAAUGAAAAAUGAUAAUGAUUAGUUAACUUAAUAAUUAUAAGCCUAAUUAAACUAAAUAAAUUAAUCGCAACAAAGUUUAUAAGUACUAACCAAUGACUAUCAAAAAUUAUUUCAAGAACAUGAAAUAUCUAUCAAAGAAAAAAUUGAAUUAGAAACUAAACUUUAGGAAAAUAAAAAUUUAAUUUCAUCAUUGCAACUUGAAAAAGAAUAAUUAUCUAAUGAAUAAUAACUAAUUAAAGACAGUUAAAUAAAUGACCUUUAAACUUAAAUUUCUUAAUUAUAAUAAACAAUUCUUACUUAAUAAAAUUAAAUUUCAAAAGAUCAAGACUAAUAUUUGAUCUUAUAAAAUAAAUAACAAGAUCAAAGUUUAUAAAUAUCACAAUUAACUGCUGAGAUCUAAAAAUUGGAGGAAUAACGAAAUGAGUUAAAUAAAGAAUUAGAUAUUUUAAAGGCUGAAAAUUAAACAAAUUAAUAAUAAAUUUCAUAACAAUUAUUAUCAAUUUAGGAUUCAGAAUAAAAAUUAGAUAAAUUUUAAUCUGAUUAAAUAGAAUAGAAUAAGUUAUUAGAUUAAAAAAUAAACGAAAUUUAAGUUUUAUAAUAAGCAAACUAAGAUUUAAAUAAUGCAAACCAUAAACUCAUUGAAGAAAACAAUAGCUUUUAAAUUAAGUUUGACUAAAGUGUAAUUGAGGUCAAUAAUUUGAAGGGAGAAUGUUAAAGAGAAAAAGACAAUAACCAAAAAAUUUUAGAAUAAAAUUAGCAGUUUUAAUUAUAAAUAGAAUAAUUAAAUGAAGAAAUUUCUAAAUUAGUAAAGGAACAAUAAUAAUAGGAGUUAACAUAAAAAUAAGAUUAAAAUACUUAAUAAGAAGAAUUAAUUUAAUUAAACUAAAUUAAAGAAGAAAAUGUUCAUUUAUUAAAAAAUAUAGAAAAUUUAGAAAAUACAAAUAAACAAUUUGAACAAUAAAUUAUUUAAUUAUAAUAAGAAAUUUAAUCCUAAACUACAUAAUUAGAGGAAAAAGAGUAACUAAUAAAUAAUCUUAAAACUGAAAAUGAAUAAAUGGAAUUCAAAUUAUUAUAGGAUCAAAAUGGCUAAUAAGAAUAAGAUGAAUGUAUUAAUUAAAUAAAUUCAGAGCAUAAAAAAUUAAUAAAUGAGAAAGAAUUAGAGCAAAGCUCUUUUGAAGAACAUAGCAAAUAGGAAAAAUUAGAAUUAGAAAAUUAAUUACAUUAAAAUGCUUCCCUGAUUGCUUCCCUUUAAGAAGAGAUAAAUUAAUAAAAUCAUAAAAUUGAAUAGUAUGAGAAUAAUGAAAAAAAUUAUCAAUCACAGAUAGAAGAACUUAAAGAACAUAUCUAAAAUCUUGAGGAUUUUUCAUAAGUUUCGGAGAAUCACAUUUCUGAAUAAUAAGAGAAAGAAUAAUAAUUAAUUAAAGAAGUAGAAACCUUAAAAUUAGAAUAUGAACAAUUAUCUCAAUAAAAUACUUAAUUUAAAGAUUAAGUUGAAGAACUUUAGUUGUAAAACGAAAAAACCAUACAUUAAUAAACCGAAUUAGAAAAUUAAAUUAAAGAAUUGCAAUUAUAAUAAUCAGAUCUCCAAAAUACGAUUCAUCAAUAAGAGGAAAAAAUUAAUUCACUUUAAAUAGAGAGGGAAUAGGAUUAAUAAAAGUUAAUUGAGGCUGAAGAAAUUAAAAAAUAAAAAACAGAAUUAGAAAAACAAAUUAAAAAUUAAAAUGAUGCCAUAUAAAAGUUAUGCGAGUAAGUUGGAUUGCUUGAAGAUGAACAUCCUAAUGAAUAUAUAGCGACUUAAAAAGCAAAAAUGAUUUAGCAAUAAAAAGAUAUAGAAAGUUUAAAAAAUGAGAUUAAAAAUUUAUAACAAGAAAUAAAAAAGUAUUAAGAAAAAGAAGCUUAAAUAAAAAUUUAUAAAGAAAAAUUAGAAAGAAAAUAUUUAGAGCAAAUAUCUGAGUUAUCAAAUCAUUAAGAUGAAAUGUUUGAAUAAAUAAAGGAAUUGAGAUCUAAAGCUUUAAUGAGUGAUGAAUACCUCAAAGCAAACAAAGACCUCGAAAUGACUCUUAAAUUUAAAUAAGAUUAAUUAAUAAGCUAUUCUUAAAAAAUACAAGAAUAAUCCGUUUAUAUAGAUUAGCUUGAACUUAAAGUUUAAGAACUAAAAUAAACAAGUGAGUUUAUGUUCACAAUAUGAUAUAUUUAAUGCAAC
This is a messenger RNA of Paramecium primaurelia, 8106 nucleotides long. The record is from the annotation of a GenBank genome assembly. NCBI's taxonomy places the organism in Eukaryota, Ciliophora, Oligohymenophorea, Peniculida, Parameciidae.